AGGAUUGGUUCUGAGUUUGCGUCUCACCAAGGCGUGGUGAGGCCUCCGGGGUCUUGUGAGAGAGACCCACAGAUCCGGUAGUGUAAUGCGCUCGCAUCAAAAGCAGUGGGAGGCGGUGCGAUGCAUACGGCAUUCUGGGAGUUGUAGUCCUCUGCUCAAGCGUCUUCUGAUCCUGACUGGAAGUUUGCGCAGGAGCGUUGAGCUACCCAAGGUGAAUUAACUGACAUUUGAUUGGCUGUCCCGAAAAAAUGACUGGUAUCCGCGGAUUUGGCUAGAGACCCACUAGCAUACUGGGCGGGAUUGCGGCCGGGACGAGGCGGGGCUUCUGGGCGUUGGGCGCGAGCAGUUUGAAAGACUGUUGGUGUCGGUUCGGCUGCUAAGGUCGGAUUCUGCAGUCCCAGCCCCGCUCAAUGGCAAACCCUGAGGACGUGCGGAUUUCUUCGCCGCCCCCGCCACCUCCUUCGUCUCCCUCGUCUUCAGACGCCUCGUCAACAUCUUCCCCCGGCGUCCCAGUGAGUUUGGGCUGGCCAGUUCCAAACAGAAGCAGCAGCCGAACAGUGGACCCGCUGGAGGAAGUGGAGCUGCAGAUCGGAGAUGCAGCAUUUUCAUUAACCAAACUUCUUGAAGCCACAUCUGCAGUAUCAGCUCAAGUGGAAGAGCUUGCCUUCAAAUGUACAGAAAAUGCACGUUUCCUUAAAACAUGGAGGGACCUCUUGAAAGAAGGUUAUGAUUCUUUGAAGCCUGACAACUGAUUUGGCUGUGUAAUAAUUCCUACUUCCUCAUUGAUGAUAUUUGCACGUGUACCAUAAGUAUAAGGUAGUCUCCAGUAGUUCUGUGUAUUCAGAAUGAAAUUUUUUUGGUUUCCUUCACUUUUGUGAAAGCAGAAUACUGAUGUUAUGUUUGAUGUUGGCAAUAUUUAUCUUUAAAUACUUUCUGUCCUCUAAACUUUCAUAGCAUCUUUUAUGGAAGUUAAUUUCAUCAGUAGAUAUUGUUAUCUAUAGUUUUAAUGGCAGAAAAAAAAAUAGUUAAAUCAUUAUUCUAUUUGAUUUGCAAGAAGAUGCCAAGAAUGCCAGAGUUUGAAGUUGAGCUUUAUUUUACAGACCUAGGGAGGUAACUUUAAGGCUACCAAUGUUGGUCCAGUGCCACUAGGCCAAGGUCCCUGGAACUAAUGAUUGUGUCUUGUUUAUCUCCAGCACCUAGAACAACUGUGUCACACAGCAAUCAGUAAAUGUUUGUUGAAUAAAAGAGUUGACAGUACAGUUAAAAGCUGUUUUUUUUUUGUUCCUGUUUUUACCAUGAAAAUUGUAAUUGUUUUUCUAAAAAAGUAUUUGACUCAGAACCUCACUGACUUGAAGGAAUACAAUCUCUCUCUUUUUUUUUUUUUUACAAGAAUUUGAACUUGGAGGACAACUUUUUAAAAUAUAUGAUAAAUAUUUUUUUAUCCUUUAUGAUGCUUUCUAAAAAGCUUUUAUUUCAGAAAAUGAAAGCCUGUCUAGAAAGAAUGUUUAUAUUUUUUCCUUGUUUAUUUCUCAGGUUAACUCUUUUUGAUGUUGUAUGUUUGGUUGUUCUCUUUAAAGUGCCUUGUCAAAAUUAUGGCUCUGUACUAUUACUAUUUGAGCUUUGCACAUGAUAAUUUAAAUUCUAAAUAUAAUUCUAAAGAAAUUACUGUGUUUUUAAGCCAACAAAUUUAAAUGAUGUGAUUGCUUGCAUAUAAUUUGACUUUAUUGACAAUGUUCUACUUUACUUGUUCAAUAUCUUAUAUUCUCCCUGUCUCUCUUUGGUGGUUUGUGUCGACAAUUAAGCCAACUAAUUUUCCGUAAUUUCUAGACAUCUUUGAUAAUGCAUCUUAGUUCUUUGUAGUUAUGGAGUUGUGUACAGAUAUGUAUUCUAAAGACCCACAGUGGGGUUAUGAAAGGGGACAAACGGAUGGGCAAAGAAUAGUUUCAUUGAGUAUAUUAGGUCAGAGUUCUUGGUCCCCUUUUUUUUUAAAAUUUUUUCUUUUUAGUUAAAGAUAACACAAAUGGUGUGCUUCUAUACCAAAGAGAUACUUAUUUUCAUAUUAGAAAAAUAUUUUUCUUACAUGUCACGAAAAUUGCAAUUUUUAAAAUGUAUGAAAAUAAACUUAUUC
Prionailurus viverrinus (fishing cat) is the source of this 2128-nucleotide messenger RNA. RefSeq names its product chromosome B1 C4orf46 homolog (gene CB1H4orf46). The record is from RefSeq and is a predicted model, not a curated record. The coding region runs from base 411 to 752 and encodes 113 amino acids. Lineage: Eukaryota; Metazoa; Chordata; Mammalia; Carnivora; Felidae. The transcript is spliced from 2 exons.